AUGUAUCGCGAAGAUGUCAAUCGUGAUCAUCUAUGGGCUGGAAGAGAAACAAUAAAUUCUCGAGAAUAUAAUAGAAAGAGACAACAAGCAUACCAAGAAGAGCUUCUCCAACAAAUUGCACAAAAAAAUUCUAUGAAAGAUGAGCCUGCCGGUGGAGGCGGAUACUUUCUUGCAAGAAACGCACCUCUAGAAACAACAUUAAGGCCAUCUGCGUUACGCAGAUCUUACGACUCCAGUACCGGAUCCACUCCGGUACAGUCAUCAUCAGGUUCAAGCUCACUGCAACCAUACAUCAAAUCAUCCUUUGGCCCUUCUGUUGGGUCAUUCGGUAUUGCGGGACCUAAAAAUCUUCAAUUUACCCAGACUUUGAGAACUCAAAUUGAAACAGCUACAAGACCUGGUGCUUCUACAGAAAUCACAAUUCCGCCUUUAUCAACAAUCCCACAGCCUGUUCCUAUGUCAUUCGCUGCUGCUGCUCGCUUCGAUGAUGCUAAGUUUGAAUUCAUGCCUAGUCAAACUAAUACAUGGAAAAGCACAUUUGGCACAUACUCUAGAAUUGCAUCUGUUUCAAUGCUUGGUGUUUCUAAUGUUAGAAGUCAACUUAAAAAUUCAACAAUCGAAAGUACAAUUCAGAUGAAUGCUAAACCAUUGCGUGUUUCUCAAAUCGAAACCCCUGUUACUGGAUUUUCAAUGAGAAAUAGUCUUGGUAGUACUACGACUACUUGGAAUACAGGCACAUUUUGA
Molecule: messenger RNA, 744 nt
Organism: Trichomonas vaginalis G3
Lineage: Eukaryota; Parabasalia; Trichomonadida; Trichomonadidae
Exons: 1
Coding region: 1-744 (247 amino acids)
Source: RefSeq, a predicted model, not a curated record